Molecule: messenger RNA, 972 nt
Organism: Cryptomeria japonica (Japanese cedar)
Lineage: Eukaryota; Viridiplantae; Streptophyta; Pinopsida; Cupressales; Cupressaceae
Product: glutathione S-transferase F10
Exons: 4
Coding region: 1-822 (273 amino acids)
Cellular component (GO): cytoplasm
Molecular function (GO): glutathione transferase activity; glutathione binding
Source: RefSeq, a predicted model, not a curated record
AUGCCGAACGGUGCACGGAAAUCGAACCUGACAAAUUCGUAUUGCCCUGCAAAAUGGCAGAGUUUGCAGAGGUGGCGGUUUACUAGGGAAAGCUCUAACUUUCCUCAGUUUCUGCAAGUGCGUGCCCUGUUCAGGAAGCCACUGUUCAAUUUCUCGGCCAGACCGCCAAUUGCAAUGACAACAAUCCAACUGCACGGGAACCGCCUUUCGCCCUUCACAACCAAUAUCAUGGCUUGUUUCUACGAGAAGGAGAUCGAUUAUGAGUUCGUCUCUGUGGAUUUCUCAACGGGAGCUCACAAACAACCUCCUUUCCUCGCCCUCAAUCCGUUUGGACAAGUGCCUGCCAUUAGAGACAACGAUUUCACCUUAUUCGAGUCGAGAGCCAUCAUAAAAUACUUGGCGGAGAAAUACGAGGGGCAGGGUAGCAAUCUGAUGGGGAAAACCUUGCGCGAGCGGGCGGUAGUGGAGCAGUGGAGUCAAGUAGAGUCGCAGACAUUCAAUCCGCCGUGCAGUGCCAUUCUUGCGCAGAUCGUGUUCGGCCCCAUGUUUGGGGCAAAGACGGACCAGGCAAUUUUGGACACAAAUGUGGAGAAGUUGAGCAAAGUGUUGGAUGUUUACGAAGAGAGGCUGUCCAAGAGCCAGUAUCUGGCCGGGGAUUUCUUCAGCGUUGCAGAUCUUUCACAUCUUUCGCACAUAAAUUACCUGGUGAAUGUGGCCGCCAAGGGAGAUCUCAUUACCUCUCGCAAUAAUGUGAAUGCCUGGUGGGAACGCAUUUCCUCUCGCCCUGCCUGGAAAAAGGUGUUGAAGGAAACCAAAUCUUAAUUUAGCUUGCGUUACAGGUCUCAGAGCCGCCAUGAGGGCGUUUUAUAUAAUAAAUAAAUGAAUGAAUAUUAGUGGAUAAAACUGGAUGAUGGUUUAUUAAUCUAAAUUUUCUGAACUCUUAAAUGAUAAAUGACUGUCUUUAUAAGAAAA